AUGUUCGCCGUCUGUCUCCUCGGCGUUGUGGCUCUAGCAGUUCUGGUCAAUGCCAGCCCCAUCGCAUUGGCCCCCCGCGGCCCCUCGGGCGACAAAACUGUCAUUGUGCAGAUGUUCGAAUGGUCAUGGGACAGUAUUGCUUCAGAAUGUACGAACUUCCUAGGGCCAGCCGGUGAGGCACUUUACCGCGUGUCCUCCUUCCCAAUACUAACCCUAGUCAAGGCUACGGCUUUGUACAGGGUAAAUGCAUAUCAGUACUUCACUGAUUACACGCAAGCUAAAGACCUCCAAGCGAGCCCCGCACAGGAGACCAUCACGGGUGAUCAGUGGUGGACGGACUAUCAACCUGUCUCGUACACCUUGACGGGUAAAAGAGGUGAUCGCGCCUCCUACCAGAAUAUGAUCGACACCUGCCACGCCGCCGGUGUGAGGAUCAUUGCAGACGCAGUCCUCAACCACAUGGCGGGCGUGGAAUCCGGAACUGGGACAGGCGGGACGAGUUUCACGCACUAUAACUACCCCAACCUCUACCAGUACCAAGACUUCCACCACUGUGGCAGCGCCGGUGACGACAUCGCGAACUACGACAACCGUACCGAGGUGCAGACAUGCGAACUCACCAACCUAGCCGACUUGAACACGGAGUCCGACUACGUGAAGGGAAAGCUCGCGGACUAUGUGAACGACCUCCUGAGCCUCGGCGUGGACGGGCUACGCUUGGAUGCUGCGAAGCAUAUCGCCGCGGACUCGUUGGCGGAUAUUACAAGCCGCUUCACCGGCUCGCCCUACAUCACCUCCGAGACCAUCUAUGGAGCUGGUGAGCCGAUCCAGCCGUCGGAGUACACCGGCAUCGGUGAUGCGCAGGAAUUCCGCUACACAUCGACACUGCAGGGUGCGUUCACGAGCAACGGCAUCUCUGGUCUGCAGGACUUGGACAACCAGGGGUGGGUGGCGGGUGACAAGGCGAACGUGUUUGUAGCCAACCACGAUACCGAGCGGAACGGGAACUCGCUGAACUACAAGUCCUCGAACAACGCAUACGUCCUUGCGACGAUUUUCUCUCUGGCCCACCCGUACGGGACGCCGACAGUCCUCUCGAGCUACGAGUUCUCCGACACUGAUGCCGGUGCGCCUAACUCGGGCGCGGGGACGUGCUCAGGCACGGGCGGCGAGAACGGCUGGUUGUGCCAGCAUCGCUGGAUUGCGUUCGCCGGGAUGGUCGGAUUCAGGAAUACCGUUGGCUCCGCCGAGAUCACGAACUGGGUCUCCCCUGGUAACCAGCAGAUCGCUUUCGGUCGAGGCACCAAUGGGUUCGUGAUAAUCAACAAUCAAAACUCCGAGUGGUCUGGGACGUUCACGACCUCCCUCGCCGCGGGGACGUACUGCGACGUCAUUUCUGGAGGCGUUUCCAGUGGGGCAUGCAGUGGGACUUCGAUUACUGUUGCGUCGGACGGCACGUUCUCCGCAACCGUUGGCGCGUACGAUGCUCUGGCGAUCCACACGGGAGCUACUGCGUGA
This is a messenger RNA of Gloeophyllum trabeum ATCC 11539, 1518 nucleotides long. RefSeq names its product secreted alpha-amylase. The record is from RefSeq and is a predicted model, not a curated record. The coding region runs from base 1 to 1518 and encodes 505 amino acids. Gene Ontology annotation, biological process: carbohydrate metabolic process. Gene Ontology annotation, molecular function: cation binding; alpha-amylase activity. NCBI's taxonomy places the organism in Eukaryota, Fungi, Basidiomycota, Agaricomycetes, Gloeophyllales, Gloeophyllaceae. The transcript has 16 exons.